UUUCUCUGGUUAGGGAUUACUCAAUUUAAGACUAUUUUACAUAUCUCACAUAAUUGUACACAAGAGUCGAGAAACCCUGUAAACACCCUCAAAGCUCUUCUCUCCAGACCCGGUUGACCUCUCGUUGAACUCAGGCGGAACUAGCGGUUAACAGAGCUCGGUGGGUCACCACCACAGUGGCUCCGGUUACACAGCCUGAGCCUUCAGUCCCUUCGGCGUUUCUGUGUGGCAGUCCUAAAUUGGUCCCAUAGUCGCUUCUCAUUGGACGUGAGGCGCACGUGAGACUCGUUGCGCAUCUCCUGAUUGGUCGAUUGGCCCGUUUGUUGAGCUGAUCUCCUCACUGUGACCGGGAAGGGAGGGGGGCGGUAACAGCCGCGAUAGCAGCAGCAGAACCUGCGCGUUCAAUGUCAUCCGGCACCAGACAGGAUGGAUUUGGCUGCGAAGUCGGUAAACAUAGACGCCUGGGGCCCACGGUGAUACUGUACUUGCCCAAGCUGACUAAGAUCAAUGCGCAGAUAUUCAUGGUGAAAUUACAGGACGCCGUUUGAAGCCAAAAGACGCCAGGCCUCACAAAAGAGAAAGGCUUUGAUUUCCCGACGAGGCUGCUCGACAAACGAGUUCAUGGUUGGGUGGCGAGUCGCCCCAUGGCUGACACUGUCAUCUGUUCAGCCCCUUUCCUUCAACCUCCCACAUUCAGCUCCUCUUCCCUCCUCUUAACCAUGUGGCCUAUUUAUACUCUGGAGACUCAAAAGAGUCCAUUUAAGCUCCAGCAGACAACAGUUGACAUGAAUCCAGUAACACGUGCUCUCUUCACCCAUCUUUUUCUAUAGCAGUUAAGGAAAUUCCGAGCUUUGUAUUGUGGGAACUGGAGACACUGGGAUUGGAAUUCAGUUUUGAAAGUAGCUUCUGCUCAGAGCAUUUUGGAUAAAUCAUGUUGUUCGACUCGGACUGGACUGGAGGUGUUGUUCUAUUAAGCUCCAACGCCGGGAAAACCUUUCAUUGAUCGUUCUUUUUCAUAGCUGAGCGUCACUAAUAUUUGGGGAUGAGAAGAAGAAUGGAUGGAUUUGCUUUGUAAAUGGCACUCACAUCUGAAGGAUGACUGCCGUCUGCCCCUCUGAAAGCACCCCAGAGGGUGCUGAGGCUGGGGCAGGAACAGCAGACGCCGCUCGGGACGGCUCCAAUUCUGGAGAUUCCAGCCGAGAUCCUCUCGGAGGUUCCGCCGGAGGCACAGUGCUGAGUACCGGUAGCCAACGGUACAGCCGCUGGAGCCGCCAGGACAGCUCCGACAUCAACACCGACGAUGAGGGGGCCACUGUCCGGCGUCUCACUCCACUGGAGAGGCUGAACCUGGACAUGUGUCAGGAUGACAGGGUGGUCCGUGAGCUGACAGUGGGGAGGAGAAUUGCCUUCUACAAGAUUCGAGGAGAGAUUGGCUGUGGAAAUUUCUCCCACGUCAAACUAGGAAUUCACGCUCUCACUAAAGAUAAAGUGGCCAUUAAGAUCUUAGACAAAACUAAGCUGGAUCAAAAGACUCAGAGGCUUCUGUCCAGAGAGAUCUCCAGCAUGGAGAAACUACACCACCCCAACAUCAUACGCCUCUACGAGGUGGUGGAGACUCUGUCACGGUUACACUUAGUGAUGGAGUAUGCAGGUGGAGGAGAGCUCUACACUAAAAUUACUACAGAAGGAAAACUUUCCGACCUUGACUGCAAGAUUGUCUUUGCUCAGAUCAUCUCUGCUGUUAAACACAUGGUCAGUACCUACAAGCAUGAAAACAACAUCAUCCAUCGAGACUUGAAGGCAGAAAAUAUCUUCUACACCAGCACCUCUUGUGUCAAGGUCGGGGAUUUCGGAUUUAGCACUUUGAGCCACCGUGAUGAGACUCUCAAUACAUUCUGUGGCUCUCCGCCUUAUGCUGCUCCAGAACUCUUUCGGGACGAGCAUUACAUUGGGGCCUUCGUAGACAUCUGGGCUCUCGGGGUGUUGCUGUUCUUUAUGGUGACGGGUACCAUGCCAUUCAGGGCAGAAACUGUGGUCAAACUGAAGAGGUGCAUCAUGGAUGGGGCUUACAUUAUGCCCACUUGGGUACCGGAGGCGUGCCAGAGGUUGAUCAGGGGAAUCCUUCAGCCCGUUCCAUCUGACCGCUGUACUGUGGAACAGAUGAUGAGCAGUGAGUGGCUGCUCCCUGUCGACUUUCCACGUUCCUUAGAUCCAUUCAGCCUAGACCCAACCCAUCUAGCAGAGAGUGAUCCGUCUGAAUUGCGGGAGGAGGAGCUGGAGAUAAAGACAGCACUGGAAGCAUUGGGAAUCACGUCGGAGCACAUCCUGAACAACCAGGGGAAAGACUGUCGAAGUUCCAUCACUGGGGUCUACAGGAUCCUGCUUCACCGCGUUCACAGGAGACGCGCUGUUGACAUUGUGCCUGCUGUCACGCGGAAGGUUGCUCCAAUUACAGCAAGCAAAAAAGAAAGACUGAAGGUGUACAGAAGUUUACGGCACACAUCAAAGCUCUGUAUCAUUCUGUGACAAUUAUGUAGCACUUUAUUCUUGAAGUUCAUUGACUUGACAAAAUAGCACAGCUAUCUUAAAAAAAUAAAAAGUGCUUUUAUUGACAGCUAAGAAUUGACUUAGUUUGACAUAAGUCACAUUCACCGCAUAAAACUUGUUAUUUCUGAUGCUAGUAAGUGCUAUUGAUGUUUUCUUAUCCUAAAUGUGCUGUAUUUAGGUAAACAUGGUGAUAGCAUACAUAAAACAUAAUUUAAUGCUGAUUAAAAUUUUCUAGAAGUUAUUUGUUAUGUCCUCAGGUUUGCUGUUAUAACAAGAUAUAAAAUAAACCAAGUAGAAAUUAAGGAAAUAUAAUUUCCUCAUAAAGUGUAAGACAAAAGUUAAUUUAUAGUCUGUGCAGAAUGUGACUUGAUUACUUACUUGCAAUUUUCCGAUAUGCCUUAGUUUUGUAUACAUUCUGUUCAUGAAUAUUUGUGUUAAAACUAAAGACUUUAAACUUUAUGUAAUGGCAAAUGUCUUUACAAGAUGUUAUUGCUGUGUCUUUGGUUUCCUUUGUACGUGAUAUUGUUUUGGCAUUGCAAGCCUAAUUAGAAAACAGUUUUAAUAAUCUACUACUAGCAAAUAAAUUUCUUAAUUUAUUAGACUUUUUUUUCUUAUUCAAUAAUUUCUUUUUUUUACAUUAUUCAUUGACAUUUACAUCCUAAUGUACUGACUGAAAUAAAUAACAGAACAAGUCUUGGCAG
Oryzias latipes (Japanese medaka) is the source of this 3248-nucleotide messenger RNA. The record is from RefSeq and is a predicted model, not a curated record. Lineage: Eukaryota; Metazoa; Chordata; Actinopteri; Beloniformes; Adrianichthyidae.